UUAAGAGAGCGAGCUCAGUACCCCAUCUUCAAUUCUGUAUUCUGUAAUAUUGAAAUGAUAUGACUACUGAGCAUCUGGCCACUCAAGAUUACUUAGGCAAGGACGGCAACUGCAUGUGGCAGCAAUGUUGUGCUACGCGACUACAGCACAAAUCUGCCCGAAUACCGAUGCAUCAGUCAAUACAGCAAUGCGGGGGCCGUGGUGACCUCUUGUAUAUUCAUCUGACGGAUCACUUCAUCUCUACUUCACGGCAGUACUGGUAACACCUUGAUCACACACCCCAAGAUACUACACAGUGUCCCCGCAUGUGAAACGUCAAUCACGGCUUCACAGCCUCUACCUACAUAUUCAAAUAUCUAUCUAUCUAGACAAGCAGUUCUAGCUCAAGAUGCCACCAUCACUCCCCAAUAUCUACAUAAUCGGCAGCCAAUGCACCGGGAAAACAACUCUCGUCAACGCACUAUGCGAGUAUUUCCAGCAUCACCCAAUUGCUUCCGCAAAGUCGCCUACUGCGAUCAAAGAAGUUGCCAGAUCCGUCCUCGAAGCCCACGGUUUCGACAGGGGUGACAUCCGGAACUCGCAAGAUCGAGCCCUAGAGCUGCAAAGACUGAUAAUAGAAGCCCAAUCUAAAGCCGAGAGAUCACAGUUAGAAACCGGCUCCUGGUUCAUAUCAGACCGGUCUGCAGUUGACCCUAUCAUCUACGCGCGGAAAUACGUCAGUGAAAAAGCAGCCACGGCACUAGCUUCCUCACCACAGUGGCUCGAAAUGAGUCAUCGUAUGGCGAAGUCACUCGUCAUUGUUUGUGAGGCUGGCGUCGACUGGUUGACAGACGAUGGCGUUCGUUUGAUGCCGCUGGAUACCACAGAAUGGCAACAGACACAUGCAGAAUUCUGUGCAGUUCUGGAUGGUGUAGGCUUGAUAUAUCAUGUGCUGCCAGCUCGGAUCAAGGAUAUGGAUGAGCGAGUCCAGUUUGUGCUGACGAGAUGGAAGGAGAUGGCAACAGCACAUGGGGAAUUGUGAGUAAUGAUGCUGAGACACUUCCCUUACUUACAACUCCAUCCUGAAGUCAAAUAGAACCAAGACUUAAACAUUGGCAUCAGAUAAGUCACCAGUCAUCAUGGAAUGAGAUAAACCAUUCUACAUAUACGACUAGGACUCAAGAUGUACAAUACACACAUUCUAAUCUAGAUUUAUCAAUUCGCGUUGAUUAUUUGCUUCACCUUCACCGGGAUACACUCAAUGGGGUUAAAUAAUAGAUUUGUAUUUGACAUAUGUUCAAGUUAAAGAGGUG
Messenger RNA from Xylaria bambusicola, 1292 nucleotides. Its product is annotated as AAA domain-containing protein. Bases 389 to 1021 code for a protein of 210 amino acids. The record is from RefSeq and is a predicted model, not a curated record. The transcript has a single exon. Lineage: Eukaryota; Fungi; Ascomycota; Sordariomycetes; Xylariales; Xylariaceae.